AUGGUAUGUUAUAUUUGUUUACAACAUAAUGAUCAUAAUGUUGUAUCAAGUUCAUUGGAAACACAUGAACUUAUACUUAAAUAUUCAAAUUUAUUUGAUUUUGAUCAAUUAUUAAUUUCAACCCAAAUUGGAUCUAUAGAAGAAAUUCGUGUUAGUGAACCCUUAAAAACAGAUAUUACAUAUCUUUUAUCUUUAUGUGAACAUGGUGAUCUACAUUUACGUGGUGCAUGUGCAAGUUUACUUGCUACAUUAAUUCAAACAACAAUUCAUCUUUUAUUAAACAAUGUUCACUUGUAUCAACUGAUUCACAAGACAGUUCAAGCUCAACUUAUAGAUGAUAUUGAUUUUCGAAUAUUAACUUAUCUUGAACAACAAUUAAAACAACAGUACCCUGAUAUACGUGUUCGUCAAGCAAUUGCUUCGACUUUUGCUAAGUUUGUUGAUCACAAUUCAUUUUUACCAUGUCAAUGGAUAUAUAAAAUUCAUCAUUCAUUACAAGCUCAAGCAUCAACUGGAAUACAAAUUGCUUGUCAUUUUUGCCUUUUAUAUAGUCUUAAAAAAUAUAUUAAUACAAAUGAAAGUGAUUUUCAAGCUGCUGUACUCGAUUUACUUGUUCAAUUACUUUUAAUUAGUCAUUUUAUUUUUUGUAUUGCUGAAUUUCUUGUUAUGUUAUCACAUGAUACACUUCAUUCAAAACAAGUUAUUAAAAUACAAGAUUUAAUAAAACAUUAUGAUUCAUUAUUAGCAAGUGGACAUGAACCUGAAACACAUACUUUGGCAGCAUUAGAAUCAGUUUUAUAUGAUUUUUUUUCUUUUAUUGUUAAUAGUGUUCAAAUUGAAGAUGAUAAAUGGAAACGUCUUUCACGACAAAUUGAUCAAUCACUUUCGGAUAUUUAUUCCACACAGUUAACACUAUUUGAUGUUGUAUCAUCAGUUGAAUUACGAUCAAUUGAUCCAUUUGUUGUUGCUUUUCAAGCAUUAGUAAAUAGAAAUGUUCGUUGUUUUUAUUUAUAA
This is a messenger RNA of Rotaria sp. Silwood1, 1014 nucleotides long. The record is from the annotation of a GenBank genome assembly. NCBI's taxonomy places the organism in Eukaryota, Metazoa, Rotifera, Eurotatoria, Philodinida, Philodinidae.